CGCUAAAUACGAAAAUCGGGGCUCUCGAUUCUACUCCGCUCUCGCUUUUCUCCUCUCUCUCUCUCUGUGGAUCUCUCACGCACCCUCGUCGUUGAUCGCGGGGACUUGGGGUUCUCCACCCCGGAUCUCGACUACUCCGUGGAGAAUUCGAAACCCUAGAAGCCCAAUCGAAGUCGAAUCGGCGCAACCAUGGGCAUCCUCUUCACGCGGAUGCUCUCCUCGCUCUUCGGCAAUCGCGAGGCGCGGAUCCUCGUGCUCGGCCUCGACAAUGCCGGGAAAACCACUAUCCUAUAUCGGCUUCAGAUGGGGGAAGUGGUCUCGACAAUCCCGACGAUCGGAUUCAAUGUGGAAACGGUGCAGUAUAACAAUAUAAAGUUUCAGGUUUGGGAUCUAGGUGGGCAAACAAGCAUCAGGCCAUAUUGGAGAUGCUACUUUCCAAAUACUCAGGCUAUAAUAUAUGUUGUUGAUUCAAGUGAUACCGAGAGGCUGGUAACUGCAAAGGAAGAAUUUCAUGCUAUCUUGGAGGAGGAUGAGCUAAAAGGUGCAGUGGUCCUUGUUUAUGCAAACAAGCAGGAUCUCCCUGGUGCACUUGAUGAUGCUGCCAUUACUGAAUCUUUGGAACUUCACAAGAUCAAAAAUCGUCAGUGGGCUAUUUUCAAAACUUCUGCUAUAAAAGGAGAGGGUCUUUUUGAAGGCUUGGAUUGGCUUAGUAACACACUCAAAUCGGGAGGAAGCUAAUUUCUGAAGCGAGAACAAGAACAAUUUAAUUAAACAUGAGGAUUAGUGGGGGGCAUCCCUCUGGUAAUGAUUCAAAAGAGAUGUUUUUUUUUUUCCUUCUCCUCCAUUGAGUUGACUUUAUAAUUCGAUCUCUCUCUCUCUCUCUCUCUCUCUCUCUCUCUCUCUCUCUCUCUGUAGCCACGGGUAUGCCUUCACUCAGCAACUCUACUUGUAAAAUCCUGGUCAAAAGAUAUGAAUACAGCAUUCUAUUAGGUUUUUUACUGUUUAAGGACAACUUGUGUGGGUUUAUUGAACUUGAUGAGGGCUUACACGUUUAUCUGCUCCGUUGAAUUGCUAUUAUGUUUCUGCAACGAUUGCCAUAUUUAUGUAUUUUUUCUCUUAGUUAAAUAAUAUUGUUUUUGUCCUGUAA
Ananas comosus (pineapple) is the source of this 1147-nucleotide messenger RNA. RefSeq names its product ADP-ribosylation factor 3. Gene Ontology annotation, cellular component: Golgi apparatus; cytoplasm. The transcript is spliced from 8 exons. The record is from RefSeq and is a predicted model, not a curated record. Gene Ontology annotation, biological process: vesicle-mediated transport; intracellular protein transport. Lineage: Eukaryota; Viridiplantae; Streptophyta; Magnoliopsida; Poales; Bromeliaceae. The coding region runs from base 190 to 738 and encodes 182 amino acids. Gene Ontology annotation, molecular function: GTPase activity; GTP binding.